AUGCUUGUUGCAGACAGAAUCCCAGACACGAAAGUCCUGGAACGGACCGGAAUCCUUGGCAUUCACGCCGUGUUGGGGCAACUGCAACCGCGAAGGAGCGACCUGCUGGUGAGGGUGGACGAAGAGCGAUUAGCCAAACAACUCUUCUACGAGGGUGUCGUCACGGGUGCUCACCGACCGGGAGGACAUAAACGUCGCUACAAAACCCCCCUGCAGAACUACUUGAAGCGAUUGCAGAUCAACCUGGAGACUUGGUAGAUUCUCACACAGAAUAGAUCGGUCUGGAGAAGGGAAGUAAAAACUGGCGCAGCAAUCUACGAAGCAACCCGAAUCGUCGCCACCACCUAAGCAAAAUGAGAAGCUUGCAAGUUUCAGGUGCCCCCGACCCGCAACAUCGUCACUCAACCCAACAUAUCCGCGCUGUCAACGAACAUUCAGCGAGUCUCAUCGGUCACCUUUGGGCCCGACGACAACAGUGCCCACCCUCACUGCCGUUGCUCCGAAUCCCCGUACCCCACCCCCAUAUAUCGCGGACACCUCCGCGGUGAUGAUGAACGCAACCUCCUCUACCUUCACUGCUCUCAACCGAAACGCACCAACCGCCUCGUCAGCCACCAGCACCCACACCACCACCACCACCACCACCACCACCACCACCACCACCACCACUCCCAGCGAUGUUGACUCGGUCUCAACUGUCCUCAUUUCAGUCGCACAUUCGCCUCGAGCAUCGGCCUGGUCGGUCACCUGCGAAUCUAUCGCACAGAGACUAGCGAACCAGUACCUGGAGCACCAGCAUACACCAGACGCCGUUGCCUUAGCUGUCCAUACUGCAUCCGCAUAG
This is a messenger RNA of Spirometra erinaceieuropaei, 844 nucleotides long. NCBI's taxonomy places the organism in Eukaryota, Metazoa, Platyhelminthes, Cestoda, Diphyllobothriidea, Diphyllobothriidae. The record is from the annotation of a GenBank genome assembly.